UGAAAAGCUGCAUGUUGACUAUUUAAAUGAGAGCAGAACAGCUGGAGGUAGCUGACAGUGAUGGCCUUCAACAAGCUGAUCUGUGUGGCGGCUCUGCUGACUCUGUUGACCAAAGAGUGUGACUCACAGCUAUCUGUAUGUGGUCAGCCAUCACUCAACACCAGGAUUGUUGGAGGAGAUGCAGCUCCUCCAGGCAGCUGGCCCUGGCAGGUCAGUCUGCACAAAACUAGACACAUCUGUGGAGGAUCUCUGAUUAACGACCAGUGGGUGCUGACUGCUGCUCGCUGUGUCCAAGGGCUCAGCAGCUUAACAGUAUGUCUGGGUCGUCAGAGUCAGAAGGGACCCAACCCAAACGAAGUCAAUCGGACAGUAUCACAGAUCAUUUCUCACCCUGACUACAAUCCUACAACUUUUAACAACGACAUCGCCCUCCUGAAGCUGUCUGUACCAGUGACUUUCACCAGUUAUAUCUCACCAGUCUGCCUGGCCGCCUCAGGCAGCACCUUCUACAGUGGGGUUCAAUCCUGGGUCACUGGCUGGGGCACCAUUGGAAGUGGAGUCCCUCUUCCGUCUCCUCAAAACCUGAUGGAGGUGGAGGUGCCAGUUGUGGGGAACAGACGGUGCAAGUGUAGCUAUGGGGAGAAUGGCAUUACUGACAACAUGUUAUGUGCCGGGUUACUAGAGGGAGGGAAGGAUUCCUGUCAGGGGGAUUCAGGAGGUCCAAUGGUGAGCAAGCAGGGUGGCCGCUGGAUUCAAGCAGGAAUCGUAAGUUUUGGAGAAGGAUGUGCUAAGCCAGAUUUCCCAGGAGUCUACACCAGAGUAUCCCAGUAUGAGAACUGGAUCAACAGUAUUAUCAACACCAACCAGCCGGGCUUCAUUACCUUCAUGUCCAACGGGACUGACAGUGACCUCACCUCUUCCUGUACAACAACCCUGACAACACCAACUAAACCUGAACAGUAUGUGACAUACCUAUCUGAGUGUGGUAUGGCACCGCUCAAUUCCAGGAUUGUUGGAGGAGAUGCGGCUCCUCCGGGCAGCUGGCCCUGGCAGGUCAGUCUGCACAUCUCUAACCACAUCUGUGGAGGAUCUCUGAUUAACGACCAGUGGGUGAUGACUGCUGCUCACUGUGUCUCAUGGCUCAACAGCCCUGCUAUUCUAACAGUAUAUCUGGGCCGUCAGAGUCAGGAGGGACCCAACCCAAACGAAGUCAAUCGGACAGUAUCACAGAUCAUUUCUCACCCUGACUAUAAUCCUAUAACUCUCAACAACGACAUCGCCCUCCUGAAACUGUCUGUACCAGUAAAUUUCACCAGUUAUAUCUCACCAGUCUGCCUGGCCGCCUCAAACAGCACCUUCUACAGCGGGGUUCAAUCCUGGGUCACUGGCUGGGGCAACAUUAGAUAUGAUGACCCCCUUCCUUCACCAGGAAACCUUUUGGAGGUGGAAGCAGAGAUUGUGGGAAAUGCCCAAUGCAGAUGUGAUUAUGGUUCACUAGUUGAUAACCAGAAUACUGACAACAUGAUGUGUGCUGGGUUUCGUGAAGGAGGGAAGGGACCCUGUUUUGGAGAUUCUGGAGGUCCACUGGUGAGCAAGCAGGGUGGUCGAUGGGUUCAAGCUGGAAUUGUGAGUUUUAGUUUUGGUUGUGCCAAGCCAUAUUUCCCAGCAGUCUACACAAGAGUGUCCCAGUACAAUAACUGGAUCAACAGUCACAUCACCAGGAACCAACCGGGCUUCAUCAACUUUAUAUCCAACGGGACUGAAAGUGACCUCAAUGUUUCCUGUACAACACCCACCUUCACCCCAAUAACAGUAAACAUAUCUGAAGUAUGUGGUCAGCCAUCACUCAACACCAGGAUUGUUGGAGGAGAUGCAGCUCCUCCAGGCAGCUGGCCCUGGCAGGUCAGUCUGCACAUCUUUGACCACAUCUGUGGAGGAUCUCUGAUUAACGACCAGUGGGUGCUGACUGCUGCUCACUGUGUCCAAAGGCUCAGCGACCCUGCUUUUCUAACAGUAUAUCUGGGUCGUCAGAGUCAGGAGGGACCCAACCCAAACGAAGUCAUUCGGACAGUAUCACAGAUCAUUUCUCACCCUGACUACAAUCCUUCUGCUACUGACAACGACAUCGCCCUCCUGAAGCUGUCUGUACCAGUAAAUUUCACCAGUUAUAUCUCACCAGUCUGCCUGGCGGCCUCAGGCAGCACCUUCUACAGCGGGGUUCAAUCCUGGGUCACUGGCUGGGGCACCAUUGGAAGUGGAGUCCCUCUUCCGUCUCCUCAAAACCUGAUGGAGGUGGAGGUGCCAGUUGUGGGGAACAGACGGUGCAAGUGUAGCUAUGGGGAGAAUGGCAUUACUGACAACAUGUUAUGUGCCGGGUUACUAGAGGGAGGGAAGGAUUCCUGUCAGGGGGAUUCAGGAGGUCCAAUGGUGAGCAAGCAGGGUGGCCGCUGGAUUCAAGCAGGAAUCGUAAGUUUUGGAGAAGGAUGUGCUGAGCCAGAUUUCCCAGGAGUCUACACCAGAGUAUCCCAGUAUGAGAACUGGAUCAACAGUGUUAUCAACACCAACCAGCCGGGCUUCAUUACCUUCAUGUCCAUCGGGACUGACAGUGACCUCAGCUCUUCCUGUACAACAACCCUGGCAACAACAACUAAACCUAAACCUGUAUUCUGUGGACAAGCCCCACUGGGUUCCAGUAUUUUGGAUGGAGUUAUGGAGGCGUCUGCUGGUAUGUGGCCCUGGAUGGCGAGCUUGCAGAAGCGUGGCCAGCAUGUGUGUGGAGGGACGCUAGUGUCUGAGAGCUCUGUGCUGACCAACACAGACUGCUUCUCAGGCUCCCUUGAUGUGUCUGAGUGGACAGUCGUGUUGGGUCGUCUAAAGCAGAACGGGUCUAACCAAUUUGAGGAGUCGUUGAAUGUGGUAAAUAUCUCUAUGAGCAACCUGACAGGGAACAAUAUCGCAGUGCUUAAGCUGUCAUCCAAACCCACCCUGAACAACUACAUCCAGCCCAUCUGCCUGGACAACAAAAGAACAUUCCCAGUGGGAUCAGUAUGUUGGGCUGCUGGCUGGAGCUCUGGAAGAGGAGGAGAGGAGCAGGCUCUGCAGCAGUUCAAGGCGACAGUGGUAGAUUGUGGGAAUGCAGCAACAACUGACAGCAUAUGCACAGCAACUUUUACUCUGGAGCAGGGCGACUCUGGUGGUCCGCUCAUGUGUAAGCAGGACAACUCCUGGUUCCAGUCGGUCGUGCUACCCUUUGUAAAAACCUCCAACAGAGUAAAACGAGCCGAUCCCAUGAUGACCUUUGAAAAACUGAACCGUUUCCAGUCCUUCCUGACUAGUACACUGGGAACGUUUUUGUCUCCGGCCACCACCACUGACAUCACAGAUCCCACAGCUCCCACCACAAUCAUGACAACCAGUGGGGUUCCAAUUUCUCACCCCUCCUUCUUCCUCCUAGGCCAUCUUCUUCUCUUUGCUUUAUGCCUUCAGGCCUUCACAUAAGCAACCUUUAAACUGUCUGUUAAGAUAUGAUACAUACUGAGGAAGCUGGUGGUGGUGUUUUUAUUUUAGUCCAAAAUUCCCCCAGAUAAUUUAGAGCUUGUCUCUGUCUUUGGCUUAUUGAUUGACUGAAUGAAUCAUGAAGAUAAUGGGGCUGUUUCUAAGAAGGUUUUAUUCAUAUCCAGGUGUCCUGAAGUGGGGUUUUUAUUUUCCUAAUUAUUGUUACAGAUUGUAAACAUUACUUGUUUUGUGUUUUUUUUUUUUUUGAAACAAAUGAACAUUUGAUAAUUUUUCAAAUUUUAAUGCUACCCAGAUGCUGAUUAAUAUAUUUUGGUUUCAAUGUACAACAGUUGUUUAAAUUAUAUAGAGGGGUAAAAAAACAGCAAUAAAUGUAACUUUAAUGUAGCUUGAUUAUUCUUCUUACAGAUUGGAACGUAUGUUACCUUAUCUGUUUAUCACUUUCAUAAAAUCAUUAAAUAAAACUAUAAAGAUCUA
Messenger RNA from Girardinichthys multiradiatus, 3990 nucleotides. Its product is annotated as transmembrane protease serine 9-like. The transcript is spliced from 19 exons. NCBI's taxonomy places the organism in Eukaryota, Metazoa, Chordata, Actinopteri, Cyprinodontiformes, Goodeidae. The coding region runs from base 61 to 3498 and encodes 1145 amino acids. Gene Ontology annotation, molecular function: serine-type endopeptidase activity. Gene Ontology annotation, biological process: proteolysis. The record is from RefSeq and is a predicted model, not a curated record.